Cutaneotrichosporon cavernicola is the source of this 915-nucleotide messenger RNA. RefSeq lists its product as uncharacterized. The record is from RefSeq and is a predicted model, not a curated record. The coding region runs from base 1 to 915 and encodes 304 amino acids. Gene Ontology annotation, molecular function: oxidoreductase activity. The transcript is spliced from 7 exons. NCBI's taxonomy places the organism in Eukaryota, Fungi, Basidiomycota, Tremellomycetes, Trichosporonales, Trichosporonaceae.
AUGGACUCCUCCCUCUCCCUCAGCCAAUCCGUUGCUGGAUCGGACGCCCUCGACGUCAGCAAGCUAUUCGAGGUCAGCGGACGUGUCGCCAUAGGAGUGACGGGCGGAGGUACAGGGUUGGGUCUCGUCACUGCAACUGCCCUCGCCGAGAAUGGCGUGAGAGUGUACAUCACCGGUCGGCGUCUAGAGCCCCUCAAGGCUGCCGCAGAGUUCCAGCCGCGCAAGGGCAAUGGAUGUAUCAUCCCCAUCCAGGCCGACUUGGGGACCAAGGACGGCAUCAGAUCUCUGGUGGAGGCUGUGUCAAAGUCGGAGAAGUUUGUCAACAUCUUGAUCAACAACCACGGCAUCUUUCGAGGUCGUGCCAAGAUCGGCAACCCCAGACCCCAGACGGCAGAGGAGGUUGGUCGGGCCAUGUUUGAGGACGUCUCAUGGGACGAUUGGACGGAACUGUGCUCUACACACUGCGCGUCGCCGUACUUUACCACCGCGGCGUUCCUCCCUCUUCUUGCCGCCGCAAAGGAGCACGGCUUCCCCGAGCCUGGCAACGUGAUCCAGAUUGCGUCGCUCUCUGGCAUCACGCGUACUAGCCAGCGGGGUCAAAUGCCUUACAAUGCCUCCAAGGCUGGCACCAUCCAUCUCGCACUCAUGCAGAGCACCGAGUUUGCGCGGCGUGGGCUCGGAAUCCGGGUGAACGCUGUCUCUCCGGGCUACUUCCCUUCCGGAAUGAGCGUGGCUGACUUUGAUGACAAGCAAGGACAAGCCCAGCACUGGCGUGACGAGUAUGGGAUCCCUUUCCAGCGGGUGGGAAGCGCUGUUGACUACGCCCAGUGUAUCAUCGGACUGGCGGUGAACCAAUACAUCACGGGCACGAAUGUAAUCAUUGACGGCGCCUGGCUCGCUGGUCAAGAGUUCUAG